Aureobasidium subglaciale EXF-2481 is the source of this 620-nucleotide messenger RNA. RefSeq lists its product as uncharacterized. Bases 85 to 279 code for a protein of 64 amino acids. The record is from RefSeq and is a predicted model, not a curated record. The transcript has a single exon. Lineage: Eukaryota; Fungi; Ascomycota; Dothideomycetes; Dothideales; Saccotheciaceae.
UCAUUGCUCUCGAAGGUCUUCUUGAUCAGUAUGGGCCAGACGCAAGCCUGUAUCUGAUCCGCAUCUUCUGAGUUGAUCUCCUCCAUGCAGUUUGCGCUUCCAGAUCAUAGAUCUUUCUCUGGUAAUGAUCCUCAUUCGACUGGAAUCUCUGGCAUUCUUUCUUGUAUGCCUUUAGCAUUCCCCAAAGUUGGCGACUCUCAGAUGCUGCUGGUCGCAGUGAGUCUUAGUCUGCUCGUGGUCGUCUUCAAGUAUGCUGUGUUGUCUCUUGAGAUGUGCUAAUUGUCUUGACACAUCGGCAAAAGUCGGAGUUCUGCAAGGAGAUCAGUUCAUGAACAGGAGUAGGUGGUGGAAAACGUACCUCAGUCGUCGCGAGUCGUAAUGUGACAAUUGAGGAGGCAUGGUGCUAGUUUUAGAAGACCCGAGGUUGUUGUAAGAGAAGAGACUGCGGGCGUGACGGAUUGAAACACCAAGAGUAGUAGUGCGAUCGGAGGAAGUGUGAGCGUGUUGGAUGGCUUGAUUCACCGAACCAGCGAACUUUGAAGAAACACGAGUUGAGAUUGGAUCAGACCGAAGCUUUUGCUCUACUGACGUUUUCCGACAGACUUACAGCUGAAUCGCGA